AUGCAACACAGCUACAUCAUACUGUCGCUGCUACCGGCGUUGGUGGUCAGUCAGACUGCUCCUCAAUUUGUAGUCCAAGUCCAGAACAAUUUGCCAGUAACCUACGAGGCGUCUAACACAGCGGUCACGCCUCCAGGAGUACUCCUUCCAAGAGAUGAUGUCCUCGAGGCACCGACCGUAACCCUCCCUGAGUCUGAGGCUUCAAAUGGAACCUACCUGUUGUUCAUGGUUGACCAGGAUGUGCCUCGCAACGGGACCACUGUGACUCUACUUCACUGGCUCCAGCCGUCGCUACAACGGUCUGGGAGUAAUGCGACCCUCACAGCAGCCAACUCGACCAUACAAGGCGCCGAGUAUAGGCCUCCCACACCACCCGGCGGGUCGGGCCCUCACCGCUACAGUUUCAUUCUCUACGACCAGCCUCUCAAUUUCAGCAUCCCAUCUGAGUACACUUCAAUCCUUUCGACACGUGUGGGGUUCAACCUGACUGCCUUUGGGGCAGCCGUUGGACUUGGUCAACCGCUGGCCGGAAACUACUUAAGAGUUCUCAACGGCACCGAAGCAGAGACCUCAUCCGCCGCGACCAUGACCGGGACUGUCGGAGUAGGCCCAACCGAGUCGCCUACCGUAACCGCAUCGACGACAGGUUCGGCAUCGAGCACAGCCAGCAACAAUUCGCCCAGCGACGCCACUACUGGUGGUGAAGCUUCAGCGACUGAGUCCGCUCCAGCACCAUCGGAAACAGCAAGCGAAGCGAGCACGUUGACCAAGGGCAGCUUGCGAGACCUUUUGUUAGGCCUGGCACUUGCAGCUGUUGGAGCGGGGAUGUGGAUGGCUUGA
Molecule: messenger RNA, 840 nt
Organism: Cyphellophora attinorum
Lineage: Eukaryota; Fungi; Ascomycota; Eurotiomycetes; Chaetothyriales; Cyphellophoraceae
Product: 26 kDa secreted antigen
Exons: 2
Coding region: 1-840 (279 amino acids)
Biological process (GO): regulation of proteolysis; regulation of Ras protein signal transduction
Molecular function (GO): peptidase inhibitor activity; phospholipid binding
Source: RefSeq, a predicted model, not a curated record